AUGAAAACUCAGGAAUGUAAAGGAUGUCCAGCAGGUAAGCUGAUGUUUUACUUUAUGUAACUAAAGACACUUUAAAGGGUCGUAUAGUCUUGGUGAUGGAGUAAGAUACGAUGGAUUCUCGAAGUUACCCGAUGGGUUUUCUAUCGAGAAUUUUGUAGAUGAUUCAGAACAAGUAUUUGGACAAAGACACAGCUAUAGUUGUCCUCAGAGGUAAAAUUAUCUACGCUUUGCAUUAUUCUAGUUCAAUAUGCACAUGUUUAUAUAUAGAUGAUUACAACUAGACGUCUAAAAAAUUAAUAAAAACUUAUCAUUAUGUUAAUUUGAAACUAUGUAAAUUGGAAAAAUAUUAAACCGCAUCUUCUAAAAUUUAGCCUUGUUUUAGUGCUGGCUGGACUGUGCAAGACAAUGAAUUAAGAUACAAUCCUACAUCUUGUGUAUCAAGAUUGAGUAUAUCAUUACAUUUGGUGAAGGAUGGCUACAUAGAGAUAUUCUAUCAACUGCCAAAGAAUCGGCAUUCGUUGAUAAGUGAUCUUGUCAUUAGAAACGAACAAUGUGAGAGCUAUGGGUAGGUUAAUAUAGUAUUACUCCAAGUUAAAUACCUAUAAGGUGUUGAAAUUAUAAACUCGAUAAGGGUCAAUGUAUUAUUACAUUAUAACUUUGACAUUUUGCAGCACACCUGAAAUAUUCAAGCGGAAGCGACCGGUCGAUGAAGAUAUAUCUACUGGGAACGAUUGGCACGUUAAGCGAGUUAACGUGAAGGGAGGUCAGAACCUUGUCGUAUGGACGAUUGUAUCAAAUCGAGACCUUACAACUUUAGCGGAUGUUAUCAGAGUACCAAGAAUCGAGAUAGUUGGAUUGGCUUACACUCCAAUCUGCAGUAAGUGUCCAGCUGGAAGUUACAGUAACGCAAAGUCAUCGCAAUGUUUUGGAUGUGCAGCUGGGUCUUACAGUACUAGGGGAUCCUCUACUUGUACGGCUUGUGGGAUAAACGAAUAUUCUGGUAUGUUGAUAUUAGUGAUAGUGAACUUGUUACUUUGUGUUGCUAUGACUAAUAAACAUUGUUAUAGGACCAAAAGCCGAAAAAUGCCAAAUUCGACCGAAUUGCCAAAGUGAUGAUUAUCGACCGGAGUACGGUAAAUGUGAAGAUGGCCAAAUAAAGAAAUCGUUUACAAAAGUAGAGCCAGAUGUCUGUGUCAGUCCAAAUGUAAGCAUUAGUUAUAAAAUUUUUAUAUUUUACCAGUGAUUUUGUAGAAUCUUAAAAUUUUAUCACUUAUAUAAUAUAUAUUAUUUACUUGAACGGGCCUUAAUGUAGCACUCUUUUUAGGCCCCAACCUCAACAUCAGAAUCAUGCAUCAAGUGUAGCGCCGGAACCCACCGUGAGAACGGUAGGUGUUCGUUCUGCAAGAAGGACGAGUAUUCUGAUGGUACCGCUUGUACCCAAUGUCCUAAUUCUACCAUCCCUGAAUAUGGUCUGUUCUACACGAAUUGGGAACAGAUGCCCGACUUCAUGAUGUCUGGAUGUGAAUAUAUAAUGGCAGAAGACCUGGGUGAAUGUCCUGUCAAAGGGUCCUGGAUACCAAAUGGAGAUCGUAUCGAAAGUGCUACGACAAGAGCCGAGGGGGUGGCAUUAGAAUUGUCAUUAAAUGUGACAAAUGGUUUCUACGAACCGCUACAGAGUCUGGAGAUGAAGCCGAGUGUAGAUCAUCCUGUAGCCAGACUCGACUUUGAAUUUGAGUUGAAUUGUCGGGAUGGGACUUGUCAAUUGUAUGUGGUAUUGGUAGAACUGGUGAGUACUGAGAAGUCCUAAUACCUUUUUUAAUUUAUUUUGUUAUCACAUUGAGUAUUAUAUAAUUUCUUUCUGAUGAGGUGCUCUAAGCUUUAUUCUAGAGUUUGAUAGCGAAGCGAGAAGGUUUCAAAUUCCUAGAAGCUUUCAAUGGACCUCAAAAAAGGCAAGUCAAGUCUUACUCCAUUGUAAAGAACGCUCCAGUACGAUUGGUGUUCGCUUUCAUGAGGUCGGGAGCUAGUCGAGGGAAUGAUGCUAUUGAUGACAAAGCUAUCAUCUACGCCCUUAAUCUUACAAAUGUAGCUGAUCAGACACAGAAAGGGAACGUUGGUGGAGCUAGGAGGUGUCGACAAUGUCCUUUGGCCAAGAAUAGCGAUGGCGAAUGUAAACCAUGUCCACAGGGACAUUAUAUUCAGGAAAAGGUAAUGAAGACAAGGGAGUGAUAAUCGGAUAACUUUCUUUAGUAGGAUUUUUUAUUUUAAAAUUCCAGACAAGCGAGUGCGUUAAGUGCCCUGAGGGUUCAGCUUUGAAUGCAACUUCAGACAUGAUUGGAGUUAAAAGUUGUGUGAAAUGUCCACGAAACAUGGGAUCAGUUGGAGGUUUUGAAUGUGGCUUUACUGGAAACCUGGAUCUACAAUUGGAUGACAAAACUACACAUUUUGAUCUUACCCCUCUCAAGCCACAGUAAGUAAAGAUUUAAUAAUAUAACGAAGGCUGUCCUAAGAUAAAAAUUAACUGUAACAUCUGGCCAAAGACAGUAUCUAGCGCUUCAAUAUAGACCGAAUGUUUCAGUUUUUAUUAUUGUUGACUAUUAUGUAAUACUAACGUUGACUAUAGUGUUAAUUUUCAGACCCUUAACUGCCAACGGGAUCAAAGUGUUUCCGCGCGAAGGUAACGCUUACUACCAUUCCUUCAACGUGAGUCUCUUCAACGAACCCGUAACUUGUGAAGACAGCUACGAAAGUGGACUCAUGGAUUCAUUGGCGCCUUUAGGCAUCGACUUCCAACUCUCAGACACUCGUCCCUUGUUCUGUAGAGCUACUGCCAUUCCAUUGCCGAAGGCCAAGAAUGUGAAUACAACAAAUAAAGUGGCAUUUGUGUCAGCUUUUAUGAUUGGCAGUAAAUUGGGGGCGAUAACGCAGAACAAGACCUACAAAGGCUUUGUUUUGGACGACAAACAGUUGGAGUACGGUAAGGAUUGUUAUUUUACACAUUGGUUUUUUAAUAACCAUCACUGUCCAAAUUUUAAAAAGGAAUCAUAAUAUAACCUUAACGUCUUCAGAUUCAAAAAUAAAAUCCACGACAAAACCAAUUGACAUUCACUUCUACUUUGAGCCAAUCCCGAGUAAAAGUGCCAGUUGCCCUAAUGGUACCAUUGGUGUGGUGACCACUCGUUGUGAUCCUUUAUUGGCUACAAAGCCAGAAGUCAGAACUUCGAAGAAUUGCCCGGAUGGUACCUGUAAUGGUUGUUUGUUCCAUAUUAUAGUCGAAAGUUCGUUUGCUUGCCCCAUUUGUGAUCCAUCGGACUUCGACGAGAUCAAAGGAGAAUGUCUCGAGGGGAAACAGAAGAUUCAUUCGAUUCCUUCUAAGUAAGAAUUGUACCAUAGUUAUGGUAGUAACUGAAUAGAAUAUUCUGCGUUUUGAUGUCUAUGUUUGUUUUUACAAGUCAUCAGAUUUAAAUAUUUUAAAUUUCAGGCAUUGCGUGCUAAGUGGAAUGCAAAGCCGUCAGCGUACAGAAGCCUGUUCCAACGUGUCAUCUAACGUGCGCCUGCUGUUUGUAUUGGCAUCAGGAUUAAUAGUGCUUCUGAUUUUAAUUAUUUACAACAUUCAUCGUCGAAACAAAACGUAAGUCAAAAGCAAUACCUAAGGAUAAAAAUGUAAUAUUAACUGACAAACGAGCUUUAAAUUUAAAUCAUCUUUUAAGCUUAGAAUUAUAAUUUACAGAAGAAUAGCUUACAAAAAUAGCGUUAUCACUUUGUUAUGCAAAAAAUAUUUCAGACUAGAAUACCGUUAUAUGAGAAUAGUAGAAGGUAAGGAACCUGACGAUCUGAAUACCUGUGGUUUGACCAGCGACGAGGAUGAAGAAGAAGACAAGGACAGAACAAAGGUCUUCUUCAACAAGAAACAGAAUCAGAAGGAGGACGACAGUGUUCGUGUGUCUACUACACGAACGCCGAAGCAGAAGAAUCCGAUGGAAGGCGAAAGUCUGGACUUCUUAUCAGAUGAAUCUGCUUAA
This is a messenger RNA of Bursaphelenchus okinawaensis, 4019 nucleotides long. Lineage: Eukaryota; Metazoa; Nematoda; Chromadorea; Rhabditida; Aphelenchoididae. The record is from the annotation of a GenBank genome assembly.